GUUUUCUGCAACCCAUAAGGAAGCAGAAGAUGCAUGAGAUUUCCACACUGGCUUGUUAUGAUGGUUAACUUUCUUUGACCAAAUCAAGGCGUCCAUGCUGGUCAGAGUAGUGUCCUGCCUAUUCUUAUUUUUCUUUAACAUUGCCCAGAUGGCUCAGGAGGACAAGGAAAAGACAACUGCUCUCAAAGACUUGCUGUCGAGGAUAGACCUGGACGAGCUGAUGAAGAAGGACGAACCUCCCCUCACUUUCCCAAAGACACUGGAGGAGUUCGAGUAUGCUUUUAAUGAACGUGGCCAGCUCAGACACACUAAGACUGGUGAGCCUUUCGUCUUCAAUUACAGAGAGGACCUGCACCGGUGGAAUCAGAAGCGUUACGAGGCGCUGGGCGAGAUCAUCACGCAAUAUGUUUACGAGCGCUUGGUGGAAGAGUGCAACUUGACAAGAGUAACCCUCCCGGUGGAUGCCAAAGAAGAUGAGCCGACCAGCUUUAUCUACCUGAGCGAGGACGCGCUGACCAACUCCGACAAGUUGCUGGUGCUGAUCCAGGGCAGUGGGGUGGUGCGUGCCGGCCAGUGGGCCCGACGCCUCAUCAUCAAUGACGACAUGGACAGCGGAUCACAGCUCCCCUUCAUCAAACGGGCCAUGGAGGAGGGCUAUGGCGUGAUGGUGCUGAACCCCAAUGAGAACUACCUGGAGGUGGAGAAGAAGCCAGUGGAGGUGGCGUCCCCCCCGGAGCCCGAGGUGGCCCCCGAGCAGCAGCAGAAGCAGGAGUCAUCCUCGGCACCUGAGGGCCCCGAGAGAGAGGAGCCAGCGGAGAAGCGCGAGAGGAAAGAGGAGCGCGGCACUGGAGAGGGAGGAGGAGGAGGAGGAGGAGGAGGUGGUGGAGGAGGUGGAGGACGGAAGAAGAAGGACUUCUACGAGAAAUACCGUAACCCACAGAAGGAGAAGGAGACAGAACAGAUACCAAUACGGGACAACAGCAGUCCUGAGGAGCACACCAUGUACGUGUGGGACCAGUUUGUGUCUCGAGCGGCCGCCAGGAGCAUCUUUGUGGUGGCCCACAGCUAUGGAGGCCUGUCCUUCAUCGAGCUGAUGAUCCAGCGGGAGGCGGAGGUGAAGAACCGUGUGUGUGCGGUGGCCAUGACCGACUCUGUCCACAACGUCUGGCACCAGGAGGCGGGCAAGUCCAUUCUGGAGUGGCUGCAAGUGCACUGCUGCAACUGGGUGUCGAGCCCCGAGCCCCUGGACACACAGGUGGAGUCCAUGCUGCCAGACUGCCCGCGUGUCUCCGCAGGCACCGAGCGCCACGAGCUGACGUCCUGGAGAAGUUUCCACUCCAUCUUCAAGUUCUUCGAGGAUGCGCUGGAGACCCGGGAGAGCUCGGACCAGCAGGCCUCAAACACCGUGACCACACGCAGUGCCAACAGAAUCAAACACGAUGAGAUGUAGAGUACAGUGCCAAAGCCUAACAUGAGUUCUAAGCCCGUGCAGCCAGACAAAUGUCUGUCCUCUGCCCCUACUGUGUCACCCUCUCACUGUCCCUUCUCUCCUAUGCUCGCACUCUCUCUCUCUCUCUCUCUCUCUCUCUCUCUCUCUCUCUCUCUCUCUCUCUCUCUCUCUCUCUCUCUCUCUCUCUCUGCAUCUUUGUGUAUGUGUGGAGGGGUGCAUUUCUCACUUUUUACUGUGAAAAAAAUCCUCUCCUUCAGGCCUCCAAACAUAGUAUCAAAUUGUUGAAUCCAGGGUGUAUACAUCAAACCAACGUUUUGCAUUACUUCUAGAUGAGUGCAACUGUCAAAGCAAUAUGGCUUCAGUGCGCGCGCCUCCCGUGGGCUCUUGUCGGGAUGUGGCGGCGACUACCGCUGCCGAGAUUAAGUAUGACAGGCGCUCCGCGCGGUGCCUCGCGGUGCACCUCUAAUUGUCCUGACACGGGCCUGAACUGAGCUAAUACUAUAGGGGGUGCACAUCACAUCUCCCCCAGGUCCUAACGCUAGCUUUACAACAAAAAAUAUGCCGCGACUGUCGUUAAGACCACCAUGCGUCCCUACUCUGUGUCUGAGCUCUGUUAUGAACUUCACCAGUGACAAUAUUUGGUCACUGUCAUCAGAGGCCAAUGUGUGUCCAACUGCUGCUUUGACGAAGUUAGUUUCCUGUUCAUGUUUUAUAGCGGUUUUAUAGAAAUCUUAUCGGGGAAAAAGUCAGUGGGAAAGAUUAAGACAGCCAUGGAUUUCUUUUUUUACUUUGUUAAAUGCUGUAUAUUUUUAAAUCACUUUAGCCCGUCGUCAGAAUGAGAUAAAGACAUUUGAAGAGUUUUAAGACAUAGUAAUGCUCCAUUCUUCUUUCGAUAGUCCAGCAAAUCCCUGCCAUGCGGAUUCUAAUAAUAUUAUUUUAAGUAGCCUAUAAAGCGAGGUGUCCUCACAUGUUUGCACAUUGUAUUUUCAUUUCUCGACGGCUCGCGGUAUUCGUCCUCACAUUCUGGCAUAACUUUGACAGUCCCCCUAUCUCGCUCUGACUCACAAAAUGUCACUUUUUGGCACAAACAAGUCGUAUUGUCUCUGGGACAGUGUCAUCUUCCCGGCACUUGAAGGAAUGCCUGUCCAAUCUGUCCUCCCAUCCGUCAGAUUUAAAAAGACUGUUCAUCUCGCAGUUCUUUCGCUGUCUUGAAAAUAGCUGGGUUCUUUUUACUGAGGUUACCUAGAAGAAAUUCAACUUUUGCAGCUUGCAAACAUCGAAUAAUGCUGUAUUUUAGUAUGCCUAUUAGUCUAAACAAUAAAUCACGUUAUUAAACGUGUAUGAUUGACCGCUUUUGGGGGGGAAAAAACUUUUUUUCUGUUCUUAGUCCGGCGCACAUUGAAAACAGGUUUUUAUUGCCAGCAUUCCAUGUUUUAGAUUGUGUUCCAGACCUGUUUCAAAGCGAAAAAAUGAAGGCCAUUUAGUAUCACUACAGUAUGUUGCCUUAGGAAUAAACAAGACACAUCAAGUUCACAAGCAUACUGAGGACGAGCUCGCUCUAACAAGCCAUACGCACGCAUAUCCUUCAGGCCUGAUGGAGGCAGCCUUAAAGAAAAUCAAAAGCUCAUUUGGUAUGUAAAUUACGAGUAAUUUAACAUUUUCUCUUUUAGAUAUUUUUAAUCAAAUGUUCUGCACUUUUGUUAAAGCGUUAAACUUCAAUUUACGAUUAAGAAUCAUCCUUCUGUUUGGCCAGUUGUGUCUUUCGUGUUGCAUUUCACAUUAUCUUUCUAUGUUGACAAACACCACACUUGGAUUCUCCAUAUAGGCUUAAAUGCACGCUCUGUCUUAAAUUGUUCUUUUAAUUCAUGUUUUCUGAUUACCCCAUGUAUGGUUUUAAAUGUCCUUCCAAUAUGCAUUCAUUGUAAUUAGCACAUGAAGUAAUAAAAUAUUUUUAAUGUGGA
Engraulis encrasicolus (European anchovy) is the source of this 3411-nucleotide messenger RNA. RefSeq names its product ARB2 cotranscriptional regulator A (gene arb2a). Bases 95 to 1450 code for a protein of 451 amino acids. NCBI's taxonomy places the organism in Eukaryota, Metazoa, Chordata, Actinopteri, Clupeiformes, Engraulidae. Gene Ontology annotation, cellular component: nucleus. The transcript has 11 exons. Gene Ontology annotation, molecular function: siRNA binding. Gene Ontology annotation, biological process: regulatory ncRNA-mediated heterochromatin formation. The record is from RefSeq and is a predicted model, not a curated record.